AUGAACGAACCAGCCUGGGAGGUGAGGGCUGCAUACUUGGAAGAGGCGGCAAACCUGCCCCAACGAGUUGGCCAGGUAGCCACAGAGGGCCUUAUCUGGCCUUGUUAUGAGAAAGCGCUGCUGGACCAGGAGGAGCGUGUUGUCGAGGCCGCCCUGCGAGGGCUCAAAGUCUUAGUCUCCCAGGGUGGGCUGCGCCGCACGAGAUUGGUACCGGCCACGAAAAAGGUGGCACCACUCUUGGUCCAUCCCUCUGAGCUCCUCCGCGACUACGCUUGCGAGGUAGUCCAGGCUAUGUCUUCGCAGCUAUCUGACUUGGACCAGUACGUCUUUCUGCUUCCAGCAGUGCAAGCAUACCUGCUCCCUGAGUGUGGCUUGAGCAACAUCCCGGGCGGCCUCGCCACGCCAUUGGGCCGACUUCGCUUCAAGAGUGUCGUCCUCCGCCGCGCGGAUAUGCUCCACGAUGCCCUGGUGAACCAGCAGCCGCUCCCCAGCGACGAGGACGAAGGUGACCGAGAGACCCUGGAACUGAUGAGGCCUUAUCUUGCUCCUCUGCUCUCUGGCCGUGCCCGGAAGGCAGCAGGACAGCGAGAUGAUGUCGCCUGGCACACGCUGCAAGCUGCCAAGGUCCAGAGCAUCCAGUAUGCGACCGUGAAUCCUCAUUACCCGGCCUCAAGAAGCCUUGCUGCGAGAUCGGAGUCCAACACCACGAGCUAUCACACCUGGCUUCCCCCGAUGCCUCGUGGAGUUCAACAUCCGCUUGGCUUUGCGUCUCUUCAAGCUCACCUUGUCAAGGCCUUCUGCCUUCCGCCGAAGGCAUGUGACCUUGGCUCCCUGAGCUCUUUGGAUGGGACUCCUUUUUCGCUGUAUGCGCCCACCCCUGCACUGAAUUCCACUUCCGCAACCUCGGUGCACCAUGAGUUGGCUGGCUUGGAGCAAUGCUUGGAGCAGUCAGGUCCUCUGCUGUCUGACUCUAGCUCGGCACCCGUCUUCCGGGGCCUCUGGCCUCGAUAUGACAGCGGUGGCGGGACGCCUGAUGCAGAGGCGGCGGCAUUACCUGGGUUCGGCGGGCAACAGGCAGCGUGGAGGCCAAAGGGACAACUUCUAGCCACUCUCUACGAGUAUGCCCACCAGAGCGGCGUUCCUGUCGUCAAGGCCGAUGUGACCGACGACAGCCGCGUCCUGGUGACGGGAGGUGCUGAUGGAGUGGUGAAGAUCUGGAGCUGUGCUCAACUAGAGUCGGAUGUUGCGCCGGCCUCCUCCUGCUCAGUAUCGCUGCCGUCAAGGGAUGAGGGCAGCAAGCGUCAAGUCUUGCGGGCGCUGCGCACCAUUCGGAACUCGAAGGCUUUCGCAGCUGGAACCAACUCCGGAGAGAUACUUCUCUACAAGGUGGAGUCAAGUCGCUCCGGUGCCAAGUUGGUGCAGGCUUCUCGGUACAGGAGGCCUCUCUCGGGGCAGGUGACAAGUCAAACGGUCACCUGCAUCGAGCAGUUCGACUCUGAGCUGGAGUCCAUGGUGGUGUUUGCCCAGGAGUGUGGCGACGUCCUGGGCUGGGAUGUGAGGUGUUCCUCUGCCUGGUCCUUGCAACGCGUCGCGCCGGCGCUCGGCGUUCCCAGCUGCCUGGCCUUGGGCAGCGACGGCCACUCUGCGACGGUGGCCACCCUGGGUGGAGGCUUGGUCGUCUACGACCUGCGUUUCCUUCGACCCUGGAAACAUUGGAAGGUGUCCACAAGAGCUGGAAUUCUCUCCAUGAGGUCAGCAGACUUCGCUUCCUCUCCGGGGGUCUUUGCGGCCCUUGGAUCACGAAUGAACGAAGUGGCACUCUACGACGUGACGCAAGGCUCAUGCCUGACUCUUUUCCUCACAGAUCCGGUGGGCGAGAAGCCCAAGGAGGAUGCACUGAGCAUCCCGACUCUUGUGGAGCUGCCGGUGGUUGCAGGAGUGCCGAGAGUAACGUGGGAAGACCCAUGUCCACUCCUGUCUGGUGCAAGCAGCGGAACCGGAAGCGUCCGGUCGCUCUGGCUGCCACCUCGUGGAGUGCAGACCUUUCUCCUUACGGCGGGCUCAGAUCGCAAGGUUCGGCACUGGAGUUUGGAUCCUGGACAGACAAGCCAGGAAUGCGCUGUCGUGACCCCAUCCGACGUGCCAGGCGAGACGGAAAGGCCGACCUACACCGCCAGCCACCUCGGGGACGUCUUCGUCGUGCAGGAGCAAGGCGGCCAGCGGAACGAGGCGCCGGCGUCGCUGUCGCGCGUGGGAAGCCAGGACUCGUCCUCCCCGCCGAGCCCCAACCACCGCGAUGCCAUUCUGGACUUGUGCACCAUCUCCUUGCAAAAUGACAUCUUGGUCACUGCCGGACGGGAUGGCCUUGUCAA
Symbiodinium sp. CCMP2456 is the source of this 2372-nucleotide messenger RNA. NCBI's taxonomy places the organism in Eukaryota, Dinophyceae, Suessiales, Symbiodiniaceae. The record is from the annotation of a GenBank genome assembly.